Pecten maximus is the source of this 1880-nucleotide messenger RNA. RefSeq names its product alpha-1A adrenergic receptor-like. The coding region runs from base 369 to 1541 and encodes 390 amino acids. Gene Ontology annotation, molecular function: alpha1-adrenergic receptor activity. The record is from RefSeq and is a predicted model, not a curated record. NCBI's taxonomy places the organism in Eukaryota, Metazoa, Mollusca, Bivalvia, Pectinida, Pectinidae. Gene Ontology annotation, biological process: adenylate cyclase-activating adrenergic receptor signaling pathway; phospholipase C-activating G protein-coupled receptor signaling pathway; positive regulation of cytosolic calcium ion concentration. Gene Ontology annotation, cellular component: membrane. The transcript is spliced from 2 exons.
UUUACCGCGCGUCAUUGCCAGUCCAGUAAUUGUAGAUACAACAUUGUAUCAAAAUAUCAACAUUUUUUACGGAUUAAUCUCAUGAUAUUUUGCAGGUCAAAUAGUUUUGUAUCGUUUUUAACAUAAUGAACACAACGGGGAACAAUACGACUGUGAUUGCAGCAGCAAUCCUCACGACAAUGAACGCAACAGCAGUCAUUUGGAAAUGAAACACAGCACACCUAUCGUUUUGACUAUGAACGCAACACAGCAAUUGUUUUGAGGAUGAACGCAACAAAACAAUCGUUUUCACUAUGAACGCAACAGCAGUCAUUUGGCAAUGAACGCAGCACAGCAAUCGUUUUGCCAAUGAACCUUACACAGAAUGUAUGACGACAAUGAACGCAUCAACAAGUAUGGCGGCCAUUGAUGAUACGAAUAGUGAUCUCUUCAAUAGCACAUCAUGUGUCAUUCAACAAGAGCAGCACGAUAGUUCCUUGGAAAGUGUCGUUCUUCUGGGCAUGGUCUUUAGUAUGAUGUCUUUUAUCAUCAUAGUCGGCAACAUUUUCGUCCUGAUAGUUGUGACAAAGUUACCGAAACCACGGCAACCAACACGCAUCCUUGUCAUGAACUUGGCUGUAGCAGAUCUUGGAUUAGGAAUUUGCAUCCUUCCUCUUACGUCCUAUAACGAAAUCGUGUCGUGGCCUUUUGGGGAGAAAUUGUGCAUUUUAUAUGAUGUUGGAGAUACUCUUCUCUGCAUUGCCUCGCUCUACACCCUCUGUGCCUUGGCAGUCGACCGUUAUAUUGGAGUUACCCGCCCUUUGAGGUACAAUGUCAUCAUGACCGAUCGUAUGGCCAUAGUAAUGGUGAUUAUGGUGUGGCUGCUAUCCUGGGGCGUGUCGUGUCCCCCAUUGUUUGGCUGGAGACAACCCCCACCAGCUUAUCAAACUGUGUGUGUAAUUACCUCAAAUGUGUACUACGUCAUAGAGUCGUGCAUUCUCGGAUUCUUCGUUCCCUCCAUAGUCGUCAUGUGCAUCUACACAAAAAUAUACUUAGUCGCACGCAAACACAUUUCUAACAUUUCAAAAAACACAAUUAUAUUAAAUAUAGACAAAGAUUCUGACAACGAAUCCAGAUACGGUUCUUGUUUUAGUUUAUGUAUUUCCGGUUCCUCCAACGAAUCAGGUGUUACUGUUGUCACUUCCAACUGUCAAAAUCAGGCAAUUCUUUUGAAAAAAAUUAGGAUGGAAUUACGUGCUGCGAAAACAUUUGGGAAAGUUUUAGGAAUUUUUGUCAUCUGUUGGAUGCCGUUUAUACUGUUGUAUCCGUUUGGUUUUCUGUGUUCUUCUUGUGUCAUACCGGAAGUUGCGUGGGAUGUUGCAUUCUGGCUCGGAUAUGCUAACUCCAUGAUGAACCCGUUUGUGUACGCACUAUCGUGUCCGGAGUAUCGGAGGGCCUUCGUUCGCCUGAUCCGGUGUAGGGGCACGAGGGAUUCACAAGUGAGUGCAUCCCCGUGUGUUACCAGGCGAACAGAUGUAAAUGUUUCAAGCGGAAAAUUCUGAAUGAUGAAAAAUGGCUGACUUCCGCCACAUAACGUUUGUCGAUGUUAGUAUGUCGUCCAAUCUUGACAGAAAAAGUAUCUUGGCGAUGUCAUACUUAAGAUUUCUGCAGAUGUAUGGUGCCGAAGAACUUUUUUUUUUUAAUUCCAUAGAGAUUCACAGCAUCCUGCUUGGUACAUCAUUUAUCGAACCGUCGUUUAUAUACUACCGGACAACUGUUCUCGAGAACCAAGGUCAAGAGGCGACUGCAUGCAUCCCACCCAAGAAGGAUUGCGUAGUUGUACAUUUUUUUGUGAAGAAAGUAGUUUUUAAUUUCUUGUUUAUAAUGCAAUAUUUUUUUUA